Molecule: messenger RNA, 2653 nt
Organism: Malurus melanocephalus (red-backed fairy wren)
Lineage: Eukaryota; Metazoa; Chordata; Aves; Passeriformes; Maluridae
Gene: TIMP4
Product: TIMP metallopeptidase inhibitor 4
Biological process (GO): negative regulation of membrane protein ectodomain proteolysis; negative regulation of endopeptidase activity
Cellular component (GO): extracellular matrix
Molecular function (GO): metalloendopeptidase inhibitor activity; protease binding
Source: RefSeq, a predicted model, not a curated record
GUGUUUGCGGAGGCUUUUCGGUGAUUAACAUUGCCACUCCCGCGCUGGCGGCCGAGGUGCCCUCGCUCGGUGUCACCAAUGAUGCGCUUUUCCCGCAAGGGAAGGCGGAGCCGGGGCCGGCCGCCGGGGCCAUAAAUAAGAGGGUCCCAUGUCAGGGAAAUUUGGAGCCCGUGAGCGGCGGCAGCGCUCGGAGCAAACACCGCGGAGCGAGCAUGGCCCAGAGCGCAUCACCGAGCGGCCGGGACAGCGCCGGACAGCGCCCCGCCAUCCUUCCCCGGCCCGGAGCGGGACCCCGGCGGGCAGUGGGAGCCCCGGCAACCCCGGCAGCUCCGGAAGCUCCGGGGGAACCGGGGGAGCGCUGCGGCCGCUGCUGCUGGCGCUGCUGCUGCCCGCGGCCGUGUCCGGCUGUAGCUGCGCCCCCGCGCACCCGCAGCAGCUGCUCUGCGAUGCUGCCAUCGUGAUCCGAGCAAAAAUAAUCAGUGAAAAGGUGGUUCCUGCCAGCGACAACCCCCUCGACACCCACAAAAUGAUCCGGUAUGAAAUCAAACAAAUAAAGAUGUUUAAAGGGUUUGAAAAGCUCAAGGAUGUCCAGUACGUCUACACCCCUUUCGAUUCAUCGCUCUGUGGAGUGAAACUAGAAGCCAACAACAAAAAACAGUAUCUUCUAACAGGCCAAAUUUUAAGCGAUGGCAAAGUGCUCAUCCAUUUGUGCAACUACAUUGAGCCGUGGGAUGACCUGUCCCUGUCUCAGAAGAAGAGCCUGAACCAGAGGUACCAGAUGGGCUGUGGCUGCAAGAUCACCACGUGCUACAUGGUGCCCUGCUCCAUCAGUGCUCCCAACGAGUGCCUGUGGACRGACUGGCUGAUCGAGAGGAAGCUCUACGGCCACCAGGCCAAGCACUACGCCUGCAUCAAGAGGAGUGAUGGCACCUGCAGCUGGUACCGGGGGGGACCGCCCCCUGAGAAGGACUUCAUCGACAUCAGCGAGCCCUGAAGAGCUCCCUUCCCAAAAAAUCCAACCCUUGGGGCUCCUUCCAGCCGAGCCCGCGCGCUCCCGGCUCUGCACUGCCACCGCCCGCGCUUAGGAACAAACUGUCCCGAAAGGCCGAGCCUGUGGGGUCGACAAGGGGCUGCCAGCGCUCCCCGAGGUGUCACCAGCUCCCUUUUGCCAAUAUGAAUGUACAGGAACAAAAGAUUUUGCCAGAAUUUUGCCCCCCUCGCCCGCAGAUUAAGAGCUCCCCGCGGUGUUUUAUUCCAAAUCUUUCCGACGAACUGCGGAAUGUUUUAUAGAACUGGGGUUUUUGGGGUUUUUUUUUUUUCUGUAUGAAAGUCUUGGAUACRAAAGAAUUAUUGUACAGUGUAUAUGUAAAGUAUUAUAACAAUGUGCUAUUAAAAACAAAAAAAAAGAUUCACAAAUAUUUCCUUAUCUGUCAAAACGAGGCGAACACUUCUGUGAUUAAAACAAUCUGCGCUCYACGAUUUGUACGUUCCUUAUGUCACAGCUUCCUUUAUCCACUGAGUUGUCAUUUUCAUGGAUAACUAAAAUUAAAAGCAGCCUUGAUAAUCACACCCCCCUCUUCCCAAGUCAGCAUUCCCAUGRAUAGCAACACCUUGCUGAAGGAAAAAUCAGAUGUUUUUUUAAUACUUUAAUUCCGUUUUAGUGCUUCMGAUAUUCCAUGGGAGCAGCACAAAGGAUGUCAGGCUAAAAGUGCUCAGAAUUACAAAAAUCUUGCCCAUCCUCAUGGAACCUUCGGUAACACCUCCCUAGAUAUGUGUUACCAGGUCACUGCACCCCAGCAUUAUCAAAAGCCUUGGCUUAAAAACUCUGGUGAAAAUCUGUGCAACAGACAUUGAAUAAUUUGUACUGCAGCGAUUUCCGAAAGCUCUCGGAUGUCUGAUCCUGUUUAAUAUGAUUUAAUUGUGUUUCAUUCAUGAACACCCAUCAUGCUCUGCCCCAGUGAAUCUGGCUACCUGUGUGUUUAGAACACAUUUUGCCUGUUACUUUUUCAGUGCCUCACUUUCCUGAAUUGGUGACUGGAGUUAAUAACUAACCUCUCAUGGUUUUAAGGUUGCAAAAGUAAUUGAAAUCACAGAGGUGAAACCUGGGGAAACGUUUCAGUAAAUGCCAGAAUUCAGGCAGUUGUCCAGCUGCUCAUGUCCCAGGACUGGGGGAGAGCUCUCAGGCAGGAUGGGGAUCUUUAAGAGCUGUUAUUUCUGACAUAUUUGGCUCYCCCCAGUUUUCUCCAUUGGAUUUCUCUCACUGGCAGGAAUUCAGCUCUGCUCUCAUUUAGUGGGAUCAGYUCUAUUUAAAGGGUUGAACCCAACGUUUUCCAGGUUUUUGCCAACCCCAGGAGGGCACAUCCAGCCUGGGGCUCAGUCAAAGUCAGCACAUUGGGGUUUCCAAACCCUUUCUUCAUCGUGUUUGCUGUAGAGUCCUGAUAAAACCAUUGGGAUUUACCUGGCCAAUAACAUUUGCACAUCCCUGAUUCCCCUCAAUCCCAUGAGCAGCAGCUUGGACGUGGAAUUCAGUGUGUCCCAUGUACCUUGUGACACACCAGGAUGUGGCCAUUGGAUAGAUAAAUAGAUACCUGAAAGAAACUCCACUGCACAAAUUAUUUUUGGUGACAUAUUUUCACAUUUCUGAUGUUUCUUU